AUGUCGGCCUUUGUGCGGGUCUCCGGACCGCCAAACAGUAACUUUCUAGUCGGAUAUCCAGGCAUAUCGGCGACACUCCCCCGAAUAGAAGGCAAGGUCGAGAUCCGGCCACUCGUAGGAGUAACAGCACCCGUCGCCGUCUCGCUCGUUACUAUAUCACUGCAGCGCCGCGAAACUAUUCACCCCGCCGCUGACUCGGUCACCAAAAAGCACUUGGCCGCGCCGAGGAAGGAAAUCACCGACGUUGUCGGGAAGGAGAUAUGUCUUUUCCGGUGCUCGCCUGGAAAGGAAUAUGAGAACGUCCUGUGUAUGGAUCUGCCGUUUGUUAUAUUCAUUCCCUAUGGCCGUGGCGGGGAAGAGGUAGCGAGGAGAGUGCCCCCCGCGAGCUUACAGCUGCCGAGCCGCACAGCUGAGACGUAUUAUGAGCUGGUCGUAAUGGUGCAGCAGGGGCCCCAGGAGAACAAGAAGUAUUCAUUUCCGGUCCCGGUGUCGAGAUAUGACACCCUCUCUACUUUUGGCAUGUACAACCGACCUGAGAGUGCUGAGCGUGUUACCGAUCAUCUCGUCACAUUAGGGAUAAGCCUGCCGCGGUGGAGCUAUGGACCUCUGGAUCCUGUCUCGGUGUACAUCAAGCUCAGCCCCAAUCCAGACUGGCUGGCCAAAGCCAAGAAGGUCACCAUUCAGAAAAUCACGAUCGGCAUAGACGAAGAAAUUAUCUUUAACCAUGAAGGGGAUGAACCAACGCGGAAGGUGAAAACGCUAGCGAGGACGACACAAGCCGUUGGUGUGAAGAUGCCGGAAGCUGGAUAUUUCACAAACUUAGGGUUGGUGUUUCCAGCGAAGGAUUUACGGGAUUCCGAUGGCAUCAUACCUAGGGGGAAAAAGGAGUUUCCCAUGUAUUCGGUCAGUGGCUUUACGACUACUGGCACGCUGUACAAGAUUGAGUAUUACUUAACAGUAAAGGCACAAAUGUCAUCAGCGAAAGAUAUCGUUCUUCGACAACCCAUCGUCGUAUGUCCCUUUGAUCACGCCGGCUGCAAGGAGGAAAUGGAAGCGAUAGAGCAAGCAGCCAAAGACGCCGCACAUGUUUCGCCCGAUAACCCAAUGUUACCCGCCAGUACGAUCAUCAAAGCGAAUGAAUCGAACGGGCUGAGGGCGCUGGGUAUGGCAAUAGUUGGGGGUGUCAGGAAGCCACUUAUUGAGUGA
Molecule: messenger RNA, 1206 nt
Organism: Lindgomyces ingoldianus
Lineage: Eukaryota; Fungi; Ascomycota; Dothideomycetes; Pleosporales; Lindgomycetaceae
Product: arrestin domain conatining protein
Exons: 3
Coding region: 1-1206 (401 amino acids)
Biological process (GO): division septum assembly
Cellular component (GO): division septum
Source: RefSeq, a predicted model, not a curated record